Messenger RNA from Ahaetulla prasina, 2213 nucleotides. RefSeq names its product tubulointerstitial nephritis antigen (gene TINAG). Gene Ontology annotation, biological process: proteolysis. Lineage: Eukaryota; Metazoa; Chordata; Lepidosauria; Squamata; Colubridae. Gene Ontology annotation, cellular component: lysosome. Gene Ontology annotation, molecular function: cysteine-type peptidase activity. The coding region runs from base 1 to 1350 and encodes 449 amino acids. The record is from RefSeq and is a predicted model, not a curated record. The transcript is spliced from 11 exons.
AUGAUUUGCACAGAACUAUUUGCCUCCAGAAAUAAUACCCUACACAAGGACUGUUCUCCAGAUUGUUCCGGAAGGAAGAGAGUCAGAAGAAUUCCACUCAGAAGAAGCUACUGCUGGUUGAGAGGCUGUUGCCCAGGCAGAGAUGACAACUGCAUCUUCCAAUACAGUGUCAGAAAUGCCACAUGCUACUGUGAUGAAUUUUGUACUUCAGAACCUCCUGAUUCUAUUGACUGCUGCCCAGACUUCUGGCUGGUUUGCCACAAGCAUACUCCAGAGCAUGUAAGACCUCCGGUACACCAAUGGGGUUGCUUCAAAGAUGGCCAGCAUUAUGAAGAAGGAGGAACAUUUAAAGAUAACUGCAACCGUUGCGAGUGUGUAGACAGUCAUUGGAGAUGCACAAAUGAAACGUGCCUCAUUCAGCCCAAAUUAAUUGAGCAAAUCAACAGCGGGACCUACGGAUGGAAAGCGGAUAACUACAGUCAGUUCUGGGGAAUGACCUUGAAAGAAGGUUUCAAUUAUCGCCUUGGCACAUUUCACCCAUCGGCUGCCCUUCUGGACAUGCGACCUGUCACGGAAAACACGGCAGCUGUUGCUGACUUUCCUGAAUUCUUUGUGGCUUCCUACGAAUGGCCAGACUGGAUUCAUGAUCCUUUGGACCAAAGAAACUGUGCAGCAUCCUGGGCGUUUUCCACUGCAAGUGUGGCUGCAGAUAGAGUAGCAAUUCAUUCCCAAGGCCGUUUCACGGACAAUCUUUCACCUCAAAAUCUGGUAUCUUGUGCUGUCAAGAAUCAGCAUGGCUGCAAAGGAGGAAGCAUAAGCAACGCUUGGUCUUAUAUCAAAAAACAUGGGCUGGUAUCCCAUGCCUGCUACCCUUUAUUCUGGAACCAGCUUCACCCGAUGACUUGUGCCAUUACAAGUGUGUUUGAUGCUGAAGGGAAAAGACGGGCCACAAAGCCAUGUCCAAAUCAGUUUGAAACAUCAAACCGCAUUUAUCAGUGUGGCUCUCCCUACCGAAUCUCUUCAAAGGAGGCCGAUAUAAUGAGAGAAAUCAGAGAAAAUGGUCCAGUGCAAGCCAUCAUGAAAGUAUACGAUGAUUUCUUCCUUUAUAAGAGCGGGAUUUAUAGGCAUACCACUGAAGGACCACAGCAUGAGCACCAGGAGAGACUCCAUUCUGUCAAAUUAGUUGGGUGGGGCAUGCUAGAAGAUGCUGAGGGCCAAUGGCAAAAAUAUUGGGUUGCGGCAAAUUCCUGGGGAAUUUCCUGGGGAGAAAGCGGUUAUUUCAGGAUUUUACGAGGACAAAAUGAAUGCGAUAUUGAAAAACUGAUCAUAGCUACCAAAUGUCACCUUUAAGAGAUAUUCAUUAUGACCGCAAUUUUGUUCUACAUAUUUUUUGUACAAAUGGAAUAUAUAACCUCUAACCUCAAUAUGGGCAUACUUAUAUUUUUUAUUUUCUCUUCGCUAAAUAUGCUACAUUUCUAUGUCAGAUGUAAGACUGUCAGUGAACACUUAAAUGUCAGUCCAGCACAAUGAAAGACUCUUAUUACCUGUCUUAACUUCACUUUUACUGGUAUUUAGAUCAGUGGUCACCAACCAGUGGUCCAUGAGAAAAUUUUGGUGGUCCGCAGAAAAAUUAUUUGCAUUUUUUAUAUUGCACUAAAUACUAUUUAUCUUUUUAAAAAAUUCGUAUUAGUGGUCCUCGGGAUUUAAAAUUAUGAAUUUAAUGGUCCCUGAGGUCCGAAAGGUUGGUGACCCCUGAUUUAGAUGAUCAUAUUCAUUAUUGGAACAGUCCAAAUGCAGUAAACAUGGAAUGAGAACAAUUGGGUUGAUGUCUUUCUUUUCUUCUGAAUUGUGAUCAAUAUUAGUCUUGUGAGAUUGUGUAUUUUUAACCACCAGAGUCCCUGAGAAAAAUGCAUCUUAAAAAAAACAGAACUGGCUUGCUUCAAAAAGAGCAGAUGAAUAUCAUUAUUUAAUUAUAUUUAUAAUCACAUGCCUUUGUAUCCUUUCUUUGCUUGAACGUAUUUUUUGCAUGACUAUGUCUUUCAAAGGAGUUAAGAGAGACCUAUUGAUAGCUAAGAAUAAUCAUGGCUGGCUGUUUCAUUCCUGCCUCUGAAAACUAAUUUGCUGGAUUAUAGCAGUGCAGGAAUACUUUCAUGCCUUUCUUCUCCCCCCACCCCACCCCUCAGAAGUAUUUUUAUUAACUGUAUAAAACAGGG